AUGACAUUCAGAGAGGAGUUUCGUUCAAGAAACUUCAGUAUCUACGGACAAUGGACUGGCGUGGUAGCCAUUAUUCUGUGUCUCGCGACUGGCAUUGCUAGCAUCUUCUCGUUCAACGCGAUCCGGAUCAUCUUCAGUGUCCUCGCAAUUGUCUCAGGUCUCAUUCUCAUCUUCGUCGAAGUGCCCUUCCUCCUAAGAAUAUGCCCUACAUCCGCCAAAUUCGACAACUUCAUCCGACGCUUCACGACCAACUGGAUGCGCGCCGCGAUGUACGCCAUCCUGAGUGCCAUACAAUGGGUUAGUCUCGUCUCUGGCGCAUCCAGUCUGAUCGCAGCCGCCGUCGUUCUUCUUCUGGCAGGUCUCUUUUACGCGCUUGCUGGUCUGAAGAGUCAAGAGUUCACUAGUAGCAAGACCUUGGGUGGACAAGGGCUCGCGCAGAUGAUUGUCUAG
Messenger RNA from Aspergillus chevalieri, 450 nucleotides. RefSeq names its product Tvp18 family protein (gene TVP18). Gene Ontology annotation, cellular component: Golgi membrane. Bases 1 to 450 code for a protein of 149 amino acids. The record is from RefSeq and is a predicted model, not a curated record. The transcript is spliced from 4 exons. NCBI's taxonomy places the organism in Eukaryota, Fungi, Ascomycota, Eurotiomycetes, Eurotiales, Aspergillaceae. Gene Ontology annotation, biological process: vesicle-mediated transport.